AAUUAGGUCGUGCGCUCAAAAGGAUUUAUAUCUCUUAUAUGGGCUCGUAAUAAAUAGAGUUUGAGGCAGAUUGCUUUCUAGACACAAGCACAAUAUCUAAUUUCUUUUUCUAUAGACUAUUAGUUGGUAAUUGAUUAACUCCAAGCUCAUUUGCUUUGAUCGAGCUCCUUACACCUUGAGAAAGGAUGAAAGAAAACAAGCUUGACUUUUAUAAGAGUAUUUUUCAAUUGCAUCCUUUAUGGAGAUAUUUAACCGCAGCAUUAAAUAUACCGUUCGACUUGUAUGCGAUAAAUAAUUAUAACACUCUCAACAUUUAUGCGCUCAAUUCCUACAUGAUAUACAUGAGUUCUGAACAGCCAAAAUAGAUAAGAAAGAAGAAAAAAAACAAGCGUUGACUAGCUGUAUUGAUAGUGUAAAUAUGCAGCAAAAUCUUCUUUUUUAGAUGUGGAAAAUGACUACCUGAAGUAUCAUAAUAUUGCCUCAUGAUUAACGUUCAGACCUCAUUUAUUUAUUCAUUAAAC
Molecule: messenger RNA, 521 nt
Organism: Gilbertella persicaria
Lineage: Eukaryota; Fungi; Mucoromycota; Mucoromycetes; Mucorales; Choanephoraceae
Exons: 2
Coding region: 186-365 (59 amino acids)
Source: RefSeq, a predicted model, not a curated record